GAUAGCCAGAGUGGAUCUGCCAGUGGGUGACAACCCUGUGUGCGUAAGCAAGAGAAGAAGAAGAUAAUUGACGUGUCACAAUUCCGACAAUUGGUGUGUGCGCGAGGCAACCAGAAAAGGGCGCUUGAACGAAAAGCCGACGACACCCAGAACAGGAAUCGAAUUGAGACACCUACGAACAGAACGGAAAAAGUGCCAACAUGUUGACCAAUUUUGAGUCGAAGUCGGCACGGGUGAAGGGCCUUUCUUUUCACCCGAAACGGCCGUGGAUCUUGGUCAGCUUGCACAGCGGUGUCAUUCAGUUGUGGGACUACCGGAUGCACACGCUUCUCGAGAAGUUUGACGAGCACGACGGUCCAGUUAGAGGCGUUGCUUUCCACCAGCAGAUGCCGCUCUUUGUCUCUGGCGGCGACGAUUAUAAGAUCAAGGUGUGGAACUACAAGCAGCGUCGCUGUAUCUUCACGCUGCUGGCCCAUUUGGACUACGUGCGCACUGUGGCCUUCCACCACGAGUACCCAUGGAUUCUGAGCGCCUCUGAUGAUCAGACCAUUCGCAUCUGGAACUGGCAGUCCCGCAACUGUAUCUGUGUAUUGACAGGUCACAACCACUACGUGAUGUGCGCCCAGUUCCAUCCCACGGAGGACCAGAUUGUCUCCGCAUCGCUGGAUCAGACGGUCCGCGUGUGGGACAUUUCUGGACUCCGCAAGAAGAAUGUUGCUCCCGGCCCCGGGGGUCUUGACGAUCACCUGAAGGGUCACCCUGGUGCCACCGAUUUGUUCGGCCAAGCAGAUGCCGUAGUGAAACAUGUACUUGAGGGCCACGACCGUGGCGUCAACUGGGCCAGCUUUCAUCCCACUCUGCCACUGAUCGUGUCAGGCGCCGAUGAUCGCCUGGUUAAGCUGUGGCGCAUGAACGAAUAUAAGGCCUGGGAAGUGGAUACUUGCCGCGGACACUACAACAACGUGUCGAGCGUGCUGUUCCAUCCUCGUCAGGAUCUGAUUCUCUCGAACGGCGAGGAUCGGAGCAUUCGCGUCUGGGACAUGACCAAGCGCCAGUGCCUCUUUACAUUCCGGCGGGACAACGAGCGCUUCUGGAUUCUCACAGCGCAUCCAACUUUGAAUCUUUUUGCUGCUGGCCACGAUGGAGGAAUGGUGGUCUUCAAGUUAGAGCGCGAGCGUCCCGCAUAUGCUGUGCAUGGCAAUAUUCUCUACUACGUAAAGGAGCGCUUCUUGCGCAAAUUGGAUUUUACCACCACCAAAGACACGGUGGUGAUGCAGCUGCGUCCAGGCAAGUCGCCGGUUUACAGUAUGUCUUAUAAUCCGGCCCUGAACGCUGUGCUGAUCUGCACUCGUACAAACAACCUGGAGAACAGCACCUACGAUCUGUGCCAGAUUCCCAAGGACACGGAAAGCCAGAGCGAGUCGGACAGCAAGCGCAGCUCUGGAGUGACGGCUAUAUGGGUGGCCCGCAAUCGGUUUGCAGUUCUGGAUCGCAACCAGCAGUUGGUGAUCAAAAACUUCAAGAACGAGGUUACGAAAAAGCUGCCCACAUUCUGUGAGGAAAUUUUCUAUGCCGGCACGGGAAUGCUGCUCAUCCGAGAUCCCGAGUUUGUCACCCUCUACGAGGUUCAACGCCUCGUCUCCGUGGGAAGCAUCAAACUGGCCAAGUGCCGCUAUGUGGUGUGGUCUCCGGACAUGUCAUUAGUGGCCCUGCUCUGCAAGCACUCUGUGACCAUCUGUGACCGAAGACUCCAAUACUUGUGCACUGUGCAAGAGAACUGUCGGGUGAAGUCUGGAGCCUGGGACGAGUCGGGCGUGUUUAUCUACACCACUAGCAACCACAUCAAGUACGCCAUUACCAACGGUGACCACGGCAUCAUCCGUACUCUGGACUUGCCAAUUUAUUUGACACGCGUCAAGGGCAACCAGGUAUUCUGCUUGGAUAGGGAAUGCCGAACUCGCGUGCUCCACAUCGAUCCCACGGAGUACAAGUUUAAGCUGGCCCUAAUCCAGCGCAAGUACGAUGAGGUGCUGCACAUGGUGAGGAAUGCGCGCCUGGUGGGUCAGAGCAUUAUCGCCUACCUGCAGCAGAAGGGCUAUCCAGAGGUGGCACUGCACUUCGUCAAGGACGAGAAGACUCGUUUCGGACUGGCUCUGGAAUGCGGCAACAUCGAGAUCGCUCUAGAAGCUGCCAAGGCUCUGGAUGACAAGGAUUGCUGGGAUCGCCUGGGCCAAAGUGCCCUGCUCCAGGGCAACCACCAGGUGGUGGAGAUGUGCUACCAACGAACCAAAAAUUUCGAUAAGCUCAGCUUCCUCUACCUGAUCACUGGUAACCUGGAGAAGCUCAAGAAGAUGAACAAGAUCGCUGAGAUUCGCAAGGAUGUAUCCGCCCAGUACCAGGGUGCUCUGCUUCUUGGUGACGUUAAAGAGCGUGUAAACAUCCUUAAAAACUGCGGACAGCUUUCGUUGGCUUAUCUUACGGCUGCUACUCAUGGUUUUGAGGAGCUUUCCGAAUCUUUGGGCGAAUCAAUCACCUCGCAAGGUAACUCUCUUCCCGAGGUGAAUCCCAAUGCACAGCUGCUGCAGCCCCCAGUGCCCAUCCAGCAACUGGAGACCAACUGGCCACUGCUCUCCGUUUCUAAGGGCUUCUUUGAAGGUGCCAUGGUUACCAGGGCUGGAUCAAGUGCCACUGCCCGCCAGGCGCUGAACAUUAACGCCGAUGCUGCUGUGUUGGACGAGCACAAUGGCGGCGGCGACGGCUGGGGAGCGGAUGCCGACUUAGGAUUGGACGAGGACGGAGAUGAGGAGAUGCACGACGCAUUGAGUAACGAUGGAGAGGGCGGAGCAGGCGGCGAGGAUGGAGCCGGCUGGGAUGUCGGCGAUGAUGAUCUGGUUGUUCCCGAGGAGCUGGCCUCCAAGAUCAAGGCCUCGGCGCUGGACAGCAACUAUUAUGCCGCCCCCAACAAGGGUUUGUCUCCCGCUCAGCAAUGGGCCAAUAACUCACCGCUUGUGCUGGAUCAUGUUAAGGCUGGAUCCUUUGAGACCGCAUUCCGCUUACUGCACGAUCAGCUGGGAGUGGUUAACUUCAAGCCAUUCAAGACACUUUUCCUGCAGAACUAUGCCUGCUCUAGAACCAGUUACACGGCCAACCCGAAUCUGCAGUCGCUAAGUGGCUAUCCGCUGCGUAACUUUUCCGAAACCAACAUCAAGUUGCAACGUCCGGCGUUGGGCAUCAAGCUGAACGAUUUAGUGGCUCGUCUGCAGGCUGGCUACCAACUUACAACAUCUGGCAAGUUCUCUGAGGCAGUGGAGAAGUUCCACUCCAUCUUGAUCAGCAUUCCACUGCUGGUGGUGGACACGAAAGUGGAUAUGGCAGAGGCCCAACAGUUGCUGAGAAUCUGCGCCGAGUAUAUUGUCGGUCUGAAAAUGGAGACGGUGCGCAAGGGCAUGCCCAAGUCGACGCUGGAGGAGCAAAAACGUCUUUGUGAAAUGGCCGCCUACUUCACCCAUUGCAAGCUGCAGCCCGUUCACCAAAUCCUCACCCUGCGCACAGCCCUCAAUAUGUUUUUCAAGCUGAAGAACUACAAGACAGCUGCCUCGUUUGCGCGUCGUCUCUUGGAGCUGGCUCCGCGUCCGGAUGUUGCCCAGCAAGUGCGCAAGAUUCUUCAGGCCUGCGAGGUGAACCCCGUGGACGAGCACCAACUGCAGUACGAGGAGUUCAAUCCGUUCACUAUAUGCGGUAUCAGCUGGAAGCCUCUCUACAGGGGUAAACCAGAGGUGACCUGUCCUUUCUGUUCUUCCUCAUUCGAUCCGCAGUAUAAGGGCAACCUCUGCACGGUGUGUGAGGUGAGCCAGAUCGGCAAGGACAGCAUCGGACUGCGCAUUUCCAAUCUGCAAUUCCGCUAGGGAUGAAAGCUUGUUGCUUUUUAAUAUAUGUUUUCUCCACGCCAAGCGAGACCCCUUAGUUUAGUUUUACACGAUCCUUGCUUAUUAUGUAUGAAUAUAAAGUUCAGUAUCUGUAUAAUAUAAUGGUAUAAAAUCAA
Drosophila ficusphila is the source of this 4042-nucleotide messenger RNA. RefSeq names its product coatomer subunit alpha (gene alphaCOP). Gene Ontology annotation, cellular component: COPI vesicle coat. Gene Ontology annotation, molecular function: protein binding; structural molecule activity. The transcript is spliced from 3 exons. The record is from RefSeq and is a predicted model, not a curated record. NCBI's taxonomy places the organism in Eukaryota, Metazoa, Arthropoda, Insecta, Diptera, Drosophilidae. Bases 201 to 3905 code for a protein of 1234 amino acids. Gene Ontology annotation, biological process: endoplasmic reticulum to Golgi vesicle-mediated transport; intracellular protein transport; retrograde vesicle-mediated transport, Golgi to endoplasmic reticulum.